Messenger RNA from Acromyrmex echinatior (Panamanian leafcutter ant), 3450 nucleotides. RefSeq names its product D-2-hydroxyglutaric acid dehydrogenase (gene D2hgdh). Gene Ontology annotation, cellular component: mitochondrion. Lineage: Eukaryota; Metazoa; Arthropoda; Insecta; Hymenoptera; Formicidae. The record is from RefSeq and is a predicted model, not a curated record. Gene Ontology annotation, molecular function: FAD binding; catalytic activity.
GAGAUAAAAAUCCCUUAAAAUAAAGUCCACAUGAAAUUGAAUAAAAAAAACUUGCCUACAUUUUUGCAAAGUCUAUUUUUGGGAAGAUAUAACAAAAAAAGUUUGUCCAUUUUUUUUCUUAUGGGAAAAUCAAUUUUCUAAUUGCUUAAUUCGCUUGAUGAGAAAUUCUUGGAGGAAUUGGCCCGUAACAAAUCUGAGAUUCACUGCAGUACGGAAACGGAAUAUCUCAGAGUGAAACUUGUACAUGGAACGUAUCGAUACACGAUCUUCGUAUAAAAGGUAUGAUCUUAUACAUGAGACACCCUUUAACGUUGAGGCUCAGCAAGGAAAAGAGAGAAAAUAGAAAUGUGAUUCGAAAAAGACACCGUGAAUAGUGGGAAAGGAAAGGGCUGGGGAGGGGAACAGUCGACGCCAAACUCGUGCGGUAACGUAGAGCUCUGCAUAUCCCGUCAUUCGAAUAAAAACUAUCCCGGGAAUAUCGAUCCGGCGCAAAACACCGACGAUUCCAUUUUGGUAUGUGCGCGCGCGCGUGAACGAACAAAAUGUCGCCCCAAUCCAUAUACCCACCAUAAUUAGUGGCACGAUAAUAACAAGAGGGAGAAAAAAAGGAAGGGGGAAAAGCACGGAGAGAUCCGAAGGAGAGCGGGAAAUACGAUUGAAAGGCGGAUUUGCCGGAUGGAGAGGGGAUGGGAUGGGAUGGGAGAGGAGAGAGGAAAAAUUUGAAGGGAGGGGAAAUAGAAAGAGAAAGAAAAAAAUAACUGUGCCAGGGGGGACGACUGCACAUGGAUCUCGCCAUAAUGGCAAUCUGUAAAGAAUAUAAUAUAAAAACGGACAAUUACAGUAACAAGAAACACGCUGGAGAGCACGCGAGAAAAAGAGAUAUUUUUUUCUUUCGCGACCCGUUCGCCUGAAAGUGCAAUAAAACAUGUAUGCUGGCGUCACACGCAUGCACGUAUCCGGUCUCCGGUCGUUGCGAGUCCGUCCCUCCAUGCGAAUCCAAAGUGGCGGCGUCUCGCACGGACGCAGACAUAUUGAAUUACAAAAUAAAGAACACCGUUCGGAGAAGCGACGGGAUGAGUGUGCGAGAGAGAAGAGAAAGAGAGGAAGAGAGAGAGGAGGAAAACAGAAAGAGACAGACAAAGUAGUGUUAUCGAACAGUUGCAGCGUGUCGACGGACCGUCGUCGCGGUUCGGCGAAGAUCGUCGUCGGCGUCGGUAAUUGAGUACAUUCCACAAAGUAGUUGGUUUAAAAGUUAUAUCUCUUCGCGUCGAACGUAUAGCAUCGACGGAGGUAUGGCGAAGGGGUGGAUACCCUCGACGACGACGAUGACGCCACCACGAGUCGACGGAGCCACCGACAUUGAUGUCUCGCUCUACCUUUUUAUCAGGAUUAAUUUAUCGUAGAAAACAAAAUUAAGAUGCAAAGUGUACUGACGAUUCUGCUUCAAUGUAAUAAGGCCAUCACAAGAUGUUCCGCGAAAAUCGCUGGUCGCUACUAUUCGACCGGCGCCGCAAAACCUGAAUUAACUUCGAUCAGGUACAAAAUUCAACGCGGACCCUACGCUACGGUCACGGAUGCAGAUGUUCGCUUUUUCGAAUCGUUGCUUGGUUCCAGUCGCAUCAUCACAGAUCCGGAUGAAUGCGAAAGUUACAAUAUCGACUUUGCGAAAACUGUAAGGGGUGCAAGUAAGCUUGUGUUGAAACCAAUAUCCACUGAGGAAGUAUGUGCAAUACUAAAGUAUUGCAAUGAGCGACGAUUAGCAGUUUGUCCCCAGAGUGGCAAUACUGGACUCGUCGGUGGUUCGAACCCAAUAUUUGAUGAAAUUGUCAUUUCUUUAAAGCUCAUGAAUAAAAUUUUGGACACGAAUGAAUUGGCAGGUACACUGACAUGCGAGGCUGGUUGCGUUUUACAAGAUCUGGACAAUCACUUGUCUACAGUUAACCUAAUGAUGCCCUUGGAUCUUGGGGCUAAAGGAAGUUGUUUGAUAGGCGGAUGCGUAAGUACAAAUGCGGGUGGAUUACGACUUUUGCGUUAUGGCAAUUUACAUGGCAGUAUUUUGGGAGUUGAAGCAGUGAAGGCUAACGGCGACAUUGUAGAUGCGUUGAAUACGUUAAAGAAGAAUAAUACUGGAUACCACUUGAAACAUAUCUUUAUUGGAAGCGAAGGCACGUUAGGCAUUUUGACCAAAGUGGCUAUUCAAUGUCCACCAUUGCCGAUUGCUAAAAAUGUCGCAUUUCUAGGAUUAGCGAGUUUCGAUAAGGUGUUAAAAACAUAUUAUUUAGCGAAACGUCAUCUAGGUGAAAUUCUGUCUUCCUGUGAAAUGAUGGAUCGAUUAUCUAUAGACGUUUCCAUUAACAAUCUUGGCCUGAAGAAUCCGUUAACGAGCUGCAAGGAGGGUCACGAGUUUUAUAUGAUUAUUGAAACUUCAGGUAGCCAUUUGGUUCAUGACGAAGAAAAGUUAUCCUCGUUCGUGGAAAAAGUUAUUAAUGAUGACAUCAUUGAAGAUGGCACAAUGACUAAUGAAUCAAAAAAGCUUGAUACCAUAUGGGCACUUCGAGAAAGAAUUAGCGAAGGUGUCUUACGAGAGGGUUACGUAUUCAAGUACGAUAUCUCCCUACCUCUUUCAUCUUUUUAUACUGUCAUCGAGGUGCUUCGCAAGCAAAUACGCGAUCCCCGGAUUAUCAGGAUUAGUGGUUAUGGUCAUUUAGGCGAUGGAAACCUCCAUGUACAAGUCUCUAUACCAGAGUAUUACGAGGAUGUAGCCGCGCAAUUGGAACCGUUUAUUUUCGAAUAUGUAUCAAAAUGUCAGGGUAGUAUUAGUGCUGAACAUGGCAUUGGCUUCAAAAAAACUAAAUACCUUCAUUUGAGUCGAAGCUCUUUCGAGAUUGAAAUAAUGUAUGAUCUGAAGAAAAUAAUGGAUCCAAAUGGCAUUCUGAAUCCUUAUAAAGUUUUAAAGCCAAUUGCGUGUAUGUAGAGAAAUCGUGAUCAUCAUAAAAAUAAUUUUUAAACACAAAUGGUAUAAAUAUUUUAUGUGCCAUAUUUGAACAAAGUUCAUAGAAGAUUAAGUAUAGUCGUAAUAGCAAUUAUCUAUGAUUAUCUUUAUGAAUGUUUAUAAAAAUGUUGAAGUGUCAUUGUAUGCUAUUAUAAUAGUAUUUGGAUAUAAUACUAUUGUAAUAGUAUUUGGCUUACAUGGAUGCUGACUUUACAAAGUUCUAUAUGCUUUUAUUGACUAUUAUCCAUCUGCCGAUAAAAGUAGACAAAAGUCACCAAGUCAGUUUCGGUGACUAUGUCUUUAUAUAGAAUGUUUUAAAUAUUUGCAAUUAUAUAUAUUUUUUUAAAUAUAUGUAAUAUAAAUGUACCUGAUGUAUGUAAAAGACUGAAUGCUUUUCAGAUGUGCUAUACUAUCUUUUGCUAGAAAGGACCAUGUAACUGUACGAAGUGAACUGUAAA